This is a messenger RNA of Epinephelus moara (kelp grouper), 11536 nucleotides long. It is a transcript of the gene tanc2b, whose product is annotated as tetratricopeptide repeat, ankyrin repeat and coiled-coil containing 2b. Lineage: Eukaryota; Metazoa; Chordata; Actinopteri; Perciformes; Serranidae. Gene Ontology annotation, cellular component: dendritic spine. Bases 627 to 7010 code for a protein of 2127 amino acids. The record is from RefSeq and is a predicted model, not a curated record. The transcript is spliced from 32 exons. Gene Ontology annotation, biological process: regulation of dendritic spine morphogenesis. Gene Ontology annotation, molecular function: protein binding.
AGGCAGGUCAGCAGCGCUCCAUGUUGCGGCGCUGCGUGGCACUGGGCACCGACUGGCUCUGACUGCACCACACACACAUGACUUUAGUUGUGAAUGGCCCCGGCACUCGGCACAUUUGGCGGGCGGGAAGAAGCAGCCGUCAGUCCGGGCAGAGCUACCUGCUGCAGACCGUGCUUGCGCCGCGUAAUAGUUACACCCAUGGGUGUCGCUACUGUGACCGUCUCCUGCGUUUGGACUGAAUGUGGCAGCCGCGUUGAUCGGUGCAGUUAUUUUCAGAGUCGAGCUAUUUCGGAGCGUUUGGAAACGUGCAGACUGCUCGGGUGAUUUGGAUUGAGGAGCCGCACGGAGCGCUGCAGCAGACACGGUACAGCACCGGAGCCGCAGCAGCAGCAGCAACAGCAGCAGCAGCAGAGGAGGCACGGGUGUGAUGCCAAAAACUGGCCAGAAAAACAAAGGUUCAAGUCAAGGAAAGAGAACUGUUGGGUGUCCCCUCUGGAGAGGGCUCGGGACUGUGGUUCAGCCCAGCGAAAUGUAGCGCCUCACUGCCCUCAAAGCCGGAUUUGGAGACCUGCCUGCUGUCUACUCAUGAUUUCUCUGUAGUCUAGUCCAGGGCAUCUGCUGCAGUCAUGUUUAGGAACAGCUUGAAGAUGUUGCUGACGGGAGGGAAGGCCAACCGCAAGAGUCGCAGCAGUGAUGGUGGGAGCGAGGACUUGGCAGACCCCCGCUCGCCCAGUCUAGACCCUCACCUGAGCCACGUUGGCCAAGGUGGCAGCAUAGACAGCGACUGUGCCUUUGAAGGAGACUACGCCGUGCCCCCGCUCUCGAUGACCGAGGGCAUGCAGCACAUUCGCAUAAUGGAGGGCGUGUCACGCUCGCUGCCCUCCUCCCCGCUGCUCACCCACCAGACCAUCAGUGUCAGGCUGCAGCCCGUGAAGAAGCUCACAGCCCCUCUGCGGAAAGCAAAGUUUGUGGAGAGCCCUCGCAUUCCACAAUCAGAGCUUGGCUCCCCUACACACACCUCCACCACUGCCAAGAAUCCAGACCUGGACACAUACUGCCCUGGGGAGUCAAGCCAGGAGCUGGGCCCCCCUCCGUCGGUGGAUGAGGCAGCCAACACAUUGAUGACGCGCCUGGGUUUCCUUCUGGGAGACAAAGUGAGCGAGGGGCCAGCCGGUACCCAGUACAGCAUGGAGGAACCCGAGGCGAGACAGGGCCAGAACCAGAGGAUCAGCCCGUGCUCCACCCUGACCAGCAGCACUGCCUCACCCCCUGCAGGCAGCCCCUGCUCCACCCUCCCUCCUGCCAUGCCUGGCCAGGCCGGCAACAAGGACUGCGCCUACGGCUCUGUCACCAGUCCCACCUCGACACUGGAGAGCAGGGACAGCGGGAUUAUCGCCACACUGACCAGCUACUCGGAGAACAUGGAGCGAGGCGGAAAAUACGGCGAGGGCUCCCGGGGAAACCUGAAGCUGUGGCAGUCCCAGAAAUCAGGCAUGGACUCGUUCCUGUACAGGGUGGAUGAAAACAUGACCGCCUCCACCUACAGCCUCAACAAAAUCCCUGAGCGCAACCUGGAGAGCAUGUCCUCCCACUCUGCCCACUCCAUCCCUCUGUACCUCAUGCCCCGCCCUAACUCUGUGGCUGCCACCAGUUCAGCCCACCUGGAGGACCUGGCAUACCUGGAUGAGCAGAGACACACUCCAUUACGCACCUCGCUGCGCAUGCCCCGACAGAGCACCACCUGCGGGCCGGGUCGCUCCGGGCAGGACCUGAGAGCUUCCGCUAAUAACACCCAUGCCUGGCAAUCCCAGUCACUGCGUUUUGCACCCUAUCGGCCUCAAGACAUCGCCCUCAAGCCUCUGCUGUUUGAGGUGCCGAGCAUCACCAUGGACUCCGUCUUCACGGGCCGCGAGUGGCUCUUCCAGGAGAUCGAUGCCCACCUCAACAGCCCCAACGCCAGCACCAACCGCGGCGUGGCGGUCGUCGGCAACAUCGGCUUCGGCAAGACCGCGAUAAUCUCUCGCCUGGUGGCGCUGAGCUGCCACGGCACCCGCAUGAGACAGAUCGCCUCCGACAGCCCUCAGGCCUCACCCAAACAUGGAGAGGGGCUCCCUCUCACUCAGCCCCAGCCCACGCAUGGCACCCUGGGAGGAGGCAGCUGUCCCGGGACCCCUGAGAUGAGGCGACGUCAGGAAGAAGCCAUGAGGAGGCUGGCAUCUCAGGUGGUGGCGUACCACUACUGCCAGGCAGAUAACGCCUACACCUGCUUGGUGCCGGAGUUUGUGCACAACGUGGCGGCUCUGCUGUGCCGCUCGCCGCACCUUGUCGCCUACAGGGAGCAGCUGCUGAGGGAGCCGCACCUACAGAGCAUCCUCAGUCUGCGCUCCUGCGUCCAGGACCCGCUGGCCUCCUUCAGGAGGGGCGUCCUAGAGCCCCUGGAUGCACUUUACAAAGAGAGGAAGAUCAGCUCUGAGGAGGACCUCAUCAUCCUCAUAGACGGUCUGAAUGAAGCAGAGUUCCACAAGCCAGACUACGGAGACACCAUCGUGUCCUUCCUCACUAAAACCAUCAACAAGUUCCCUCCCUGGCUCAAACUGGUGGUCACAGUCAGAACCACGUUACAGGAGAUCACCAACGCGCUGCCGUUCCACCGUAUCUCUCUGGACAGCCUGGAGGAGAACGACGCCAUAGACCAGGACCUGCAGGGCUACAUCCUGCACCGCAUCCACAGCAGCCCGGAGAUCCAGAACAACAUCUCGCUCAACGGCAAGAUGGACAACACCACCUUCGGCAAGCUCAGCGCCCACCUCAAGGCCCUGAGCCAGGGCUCCUACCUGUACCUCAAGCUCACCUUUGACCUCAUCGAGAAGGGCUACCUUGUCCUCAAAAGCUCCAGCUAUAAGGUGGUUCCAGUCAACCUGGCAGAGGUGUACCUGCUGCAGUGCAACAUGCGCUUCCCCACGCAGUCAUCGUUCGAGCGGGCGCUUCCUCUGCUCAACGUGGCCGUGGCCUCGCUUCAUCCGCUGACCGAUGAGCAGAUAUAUCAGGCCAUCAACGCCGGCUCGCUGCAGGGCACACUAGACUGGGAAGACUUCCAGCAACGUGUAGACAACCUGUCGGUCUUCCUGGUGAAGAGGAGGGACGGUACCAGGAUGUUUGUUCACCCGUCCUUCAGGGAGUGGCUGAUCUGGAGAGAAGAAGGAGAAAAGACAAAGUUCCUCUGUGAUCCGAGGAGCGGUCACACCCUGCUGGCCUUCUGGUUCUCUCGGCAGGAGAACAAGCUGAACAGACAGCAGACUAUUGAGCUGGGCCAUCACAUCCUCAAAGCACAUAUCUUCAAGGGCCUCAGCAAGAAAGUCGGGGUUUCCUCAUCCAUCUUGCAAGGCCUGUGGGUAUCCUACAGUACAGAGGGCCUUUCAGCUGCACUUUCUUCACUCCGAAACCUCUACACUCCCAACAUCAAGGUGAGCCGGCUGCUGAUGAUGGGCGGUGCCAAUGUGAACUACCGCACAGAGGUGCUGAACAACGCCCCUGUGCUGUGUGUCCACUCCCACCUGGGCUACAUGGACAUGGUGGCUCUGCUGCUCGAGUUUGGCGCCUCUGUCGACGCUCCGUCUGAGAGUGGCCUCACGCCGCUGGGCUACGCCGCGGCUGGGGGACACAUGGCCAUUGUGACAGCGCUUUGCCGCAAGAGAGCGAAGGUGGACCACCUGGAUAAGAACGGCCAGUGUGCCCUGGUUCAUGCGGCCUUGAGAGGCCACAUGGAGGUGGUGAAGUACCUCAUCCAGUGUGACUGGUGCAUGGGGUCGCAGCAGCAGCAGUCGCCUCAAACCCAACAACAGGCGUCCUUCACCAAGAGCCACGCAGUCCAGCAGGCCCUCAUCGCUGCAGCCAGUAUGGGAUACACAGAGAUUGUGUCCUACCUGCUGGACCUGCCAGAGAAAGAUGAAGAGGAGGUGGAGCGUGCUCAAAUCAAUAACUUUGACACCCUGUGGGGGGAGACAGCUCUGACCGCAGCCUCCGGUCGGGGGAAGCUGGAGGUCUGUCGUCUGUUACUGGAGCAGGGGGCGGCCGUGGCUCAGCCCAACAGACGAGGCAUCGUUCCGCUGUUCAGCGCCGUCCGACAGGGACACUGGCAGAUCGUGGACCUCCUCCUCACACAUGGCGCAGAUGUCAACCUGGCUGACAAGCAGGGUCGCACUCCUCUAAUGAUGGCCGCCUCGGAGGGACACCUGGGGACUGUGGAGUUUUUACUAUCUCAAGGAGCCUCUCUGUCUCUGAUGGACAAGGAGGGUCUGACCGCUCUGAGCUGGGCCUGUCUCAAAGGACACUUACCUGUCGUGCGCUGCCUGGUGGAGAGCGGAGCCGCCACCGACCACGCUGACAAGAACGGACGCACGCCCCUCGACCUGGCUGCCUUCUACGGCGACUCUGAAGUGGUCCAGUUCUUGGUUGACCACGGCGCCAUGAUAGAGCACGUAGACUACAGCGGGAUGCGUCCUCUGGACAGGGCGGUGGGCUGCAGAAACACGUCGGUGGUGGUUGCCCUGCUCAAGAAAGGAGCCAAGAUAGGAUGUCAGACGCUGCCCAGUCGGCCCCGAGGUCCAGCCACGUGGGCCAUGGCCACCUCCAAACCCGACAUCAUGAUCAUCUUACUCAGCAAACUCAUCGAGGAGGGGGACAGUUUCUACAAGAAGGGGAAGGUGAAGGAGGCAGCGCAGCGUUAUCAAUAUGCCCUCAAAAAGUUUCCACGCGAAGGCUUCAGCGAGGACCUCAAGACAUUCAGGGAACUCAAAGUAUCGCUCUUCCUCAACCUGUCCCGAUGUCGGAGGAAAAUGAACGACUUUGGGAUGGCUGAGGAAUUUGCUACCAAGGCACUCGAACUGAAACCAAAAUCGUAUGAGGCAUACUAUGCCAGAGCACGCGCCAAGCGUAGCAGCAGACAAUUUCCUGAAGCCUUAGAGGACCUGAAUGAAGCCAUGAAGCAGUGCCCCAACAACCGAGAGAUCCAGCGGCUGCUCCAGAGGGUGGAGGAGGAGUAUCACCAGCUCAACCAGGAGGAGCACCAGCAGCAGGACCUGGAGCUGGAGCCUCCUCCCUCCCCUCCUCCUACACCUCCCCCAGAAGACGAGGAGUCCCUGUCCCUGUCCAUGCCUCUCCCCCCUCCCCCAGAGCCCCGUCUGGAGGACAUGGAGCCUGUCCAGGACCUGUUUGAGGACGAGGACUACCUGGAGCAGGAGCUGGAGGCCAUGUCUGUGGGUCUGCCCCCACCCGAGUCUCUCACCAACCCCUCCAGCCUUCCCAUCAUCCAGAGCCCACCGCUGUCCCCAACACAUCCAGAUCAGAUCUACUUAGCGGGAGGUUCGCCCAUGGGCCAGCCCUACGAAUAUCACCCCACCUCUUCCUCCAUGUCCUCUCCAACCCGCGGCUCGUACCAGCCCACAUCGCCCUCCCUCUCCCCGACGCAUCAGAAUCACUAUCGACACAGCCCGCCUCAUACCUCCCCGGUGCACCAGUCGUCCUACGGCUUCAGCCCGCCUUCUAUGGGUAGUGGAGGUCAGGGGAUGGAUCACCAGAGCCCACCGCCUUCUCCUUUACGUCGGGCAGCUCAGUACAGAGCCAGUCCACCAGUAGAGAGUGUUUGUCUGUACAGGUCCCAGUCCGGGUCACCUGUGCGCUACCAGACAGAGCAGCUCCCCGGCCGACCCAAAUCCCCCCUCUCCAAGAUGAGCAGCCAGCGUUCGUUCCAGCUGAGCUCGCAGCAGUCUCUGUCCUCGCAGCACCACCAAGCCCAAGGCCUUCGUCUUCAGCCUUCUAUAGCCCAAAUAGUCCGCACAAACCAGCCCAGCAACGUGAUGGGCAACAGCCUCUACAGCGGCCAGAUGGGACACUCCAUGAGUGGUCGCUACCAGGGGGGUUCGGUGGAUGUCGAGAGCCGGCUGGUGUACCAGCCCUCCUUGGAUGGACGGUCCAUGCCCCAGGUGCAGGCCAGCCUCAGCUCUGGGGCCCUCUGUCAGCACGGCGGCCGAGGAGGGGUUAUGGAGUCGGGCCUGUUGAAGGAUGAGCUACCCCAGCGCCCCUCCUCUGCCUACCGCGCCAGCAGCGGGGGCCCGGGGGGCAUCCGUUACAGCCAGACGCCCCAGAUAAGCCGCAGCCAGUCAGCCGCCUAUUAUCCAGUCUCCGAACACGUACUGGAGCGAGCCAAUGCCAUGCCCCCCUGCCAGCUGGGUUCUCCCGAGAUCCCCCACAUGGUGAGACGCCCCGUCAGUGCCAAUACUACUGAGAUGAAGCAGCACGUGCCCACCCCGAGGCCUCUCAUCCACUCACAGAGCGUAGGCCUUCGAUUCUCCCCGUCCAGCAACAAUAUCUCAACUGGAUCCACCUCCAAUUUAGCGCCGGGCUUCAGGCCGUCCUCUUCCAUUCAGCAGAUGGAGAUCCCCCUGCAAGCCACAUACGAGCGCUCCUGUGAUGACAUCUCCCCAAUCUCUCCCUCUCAAGGCGGCGGGGGGCUGUAUCCAGGCGAGACCACACGCUCUCGGAACACGCCCUUCAUGGGCAUCAUAGACAAGACGGCGCGGACUCAGCAGUACCUGCAUCAGCCCUCGCGGUCCAGGGCCAUGACGUCCAUGGACUCCGCUAUCAGCCCCACCUCGCCUGGCCAGCUGGUCCAGCAAGGCUCCACCUACAGCCCCCCCGCCUCGCUGGGCAACAUCGCCUACUACAACAAGACUAACAACGCCCAGAACGGACACCUGUUGGAGGAGGACUACUACACCCAGACGCAGCCCCCCUCGCUGGGCAAGCUGGCCAACGGCUCCCGCGGCAGUGGGGACAUCCUGGAGCGGGUCAGCCAGGUGCCCACCUAUCCGGAUGUGAAGGUGGCGAGGACUCUGCCCGUGGCACAGGCCUACCAGGACAACAUGUAUCGCCAGCUCUCGCGUGACUCCCGGACCCAAGGCCCCACCUCCCCCAUCAAACCAAAGAGACCAUUUGUGGAGUCAAACGUGUGAUGGCCUGCCUGUGAUUGGUUGGUCGGACUGGGCUUGUCAGUGGGAGUGAGAGGAGGAAAAUAUUUAGCUCGACAGCAGAUGCUGCUGACCCCUUGUGUAUGUGACAUGGACGGACUCAUCUUAAAGAACUCACCAGAGAGAAACCCACUCAGCCGGCACACACACACUUAGGGUAUUAGACAUUAUCUUAUAUGAGAAACAUAACUAACAGUGAAAGCGAUUAUUUCAUUAUCAUAUUCUGCACACAGGUGGGACAACAGGAGGGUCCUCAGUUCUGAUCUCAUACUGAAUCAAAGACCGGUGCACUUCCAGAAUGUUGUGUGGCACAAAGUUCCCACAGGUGAACACGACAGGUGGGACUGUGAGAGUGAAAGUACUAACCAUCGGACUCGACUCGUGGACUCUGUAUCCAUCUUCUGUUCUUUCAAAGUGUGCUCUUAACCAAGGUUGCUAGUAGGCUCUAUUCUAUGUAAUACAAUAUUAUAUGUUCAAUACUGUACAUUGCUCAGAAAAUACAAAUGGCUCAACAAAACUCAGUACUUAGAGAAAAAUGACAAUAUUUAUAAUUAAGUUAUAUAUUGUACAUAGAAAGAAAACAUAGUUUGCGUUUGAAUUGUAUUCUGUUAACCCUGCCUUUGUGUCCCACUGCUAGUCAUAUGGAUGUGGAAACCGAUCAGGGCGAGGAACGAGGGACAUCGACCAACUUUGAAUGACGUAAUUACCUCUAAUGUGUCGAAAUAAAAAGGAUUCUGUCGUGGUUUAAUGCUAGAAGAUGCAGUAGGUCCUAAACGAUGUGAAGGACGUAACUAGCAGGUUUAUCAAUUAAUCUGCAAUGUUUUUUCUGUAAAAUGUCGGAAAAUAGAAACAAUAUGUCCGGUAUGAUUCCCGCAGUCUGAGAGCGGAGGCUUCAAAUGUAAGGUUACCAUCAGAAAGUCUGGCCAGUUUAUUUCCUGUCAACCGAGCUAUAGAUUAAUUAUUUUUAGCUCUACGUUAAUAAACACACGAGAAUUCAGAUCUUACACAAAGUACCACAGAGUGCUUCAAAAGUUUAGCUGGAAUUAAAAUGCUUUUGUCAGAGUUAAAAAUGAUGCUUACACCUAUUUUGCAUCUUCUUUUGUUCAUUAAAUCAUUUUUGAAAACUACGUAAAUACGUAAACUAUGAUUUUCUAUAUUUCCUGUAUCACAGACCUCAUGAUAAGCAUUCAUGCAGUGAUACUUAACUUCAGGCCACCACAGCGUGCCGGGUGGCCCGCCAACCACUUUCUAAUUCACACUGGGAAUUUUUUUUGUACUCUGAAUGUAAAUAAGGCACCAGAGUGCACGGAAAAGCUUAAAAAUCAAGCUUUAUUUUGGUAAAGUGCCAGGGGAGGAACCUCUAGACCCCCCAGCAGACAUCCGGACUAAGCCCACCCCUGCGUACACCUGAGCCGUGCUGCGACUGGAUUUGCCUUUUAGCAAAGAAGUAAAGAUGAGUGAGGACAGCAAACAUUAAAAGAUUAAACAGGGCUGCACCAUAUGCAAAAAACAUAUAUAGUUUUAUUAUUUUGACAGAUACUGCGAUUUGAGUCACGAUUUUAGCGGUAAUAGCAAUUUUUGCAUCUGAUUUUCACUUUUAAAAAAUGAUGUGAUUUUAUUUUCUGGGGUCUGUGCCUAAUAAGCAUGUUCCUUUACAUCUGGAAUAUGAUUACGGGAUGUUGUGACACAUUUUACCUUUAUCAGAAAUUGCAGCUCCCAAGAUUCGGAUAUUACACUUGGCAGUAUUGUGAUUUCUAUAAUAUUUCGAUUUAUUAUAAUAAUAAUAAACUACUUAUAAAGCGCUUUUCAAAACAAAGUUACAAAGACUUUUACACAGUUGAUCCUGGAUUCAAAACAAUGUGGAAUUCAAGCAAAAAAAAUGAGUCAAUUUUAAGAAAAUGCAAAAAACAAAAAAUAAAAUACCGUCACUGAAGCAGAUAAGCAAAGAUGGCAACUAAUUGCCGUGUGGAUUGUGCUGAGGUACAGCAGAUCAAACAAUCAGAGUAACACAUUCAGCCCUAGUUGAAAUCAGGCAAUUCAUUUAUUAUAUAUACUGAUAAAUAUUGUUAAUGUUUAUUUACUGGCCUCCUGUCAUUUUUGCAAAAGUGGCCCUCGGGGAAAGCAAGUUGAGAAUCUCUGCUGUAGUGUCAAGGCUGCAAUCUCUACACGUAGUCUGACAUAUUGGACCUGCUCCCUGUCAGUAAACAACUUUGAAUACUAGCUUAAUCAAACAACAUCAGUUGCUGUAGCUUUGUACAAGCUCAUAGGAUUGUUUUUGAGUCAACUCAUGGAAGUCAAGUUGAACAAAAAUCUGGCCUUGUUUGUAAUUUGAAUCUCCAGCUCCAGGAAUCUUGCGGGUCAGAUGAUGAGUGACUUCAUCACGUGGCGCACGAGCAUCAAAGUUCGCCUUUGUCCCUCCUCCGCGGGUGAUUACGCUGCGUGUUCCUAACAGAGAGCGUACAUAUGCUAGUGAUGGGUUAACAUGGAUAGUGCUCAGCGAUUAAAAGCAAGCAAAUGCAUACACGACCACUGUUACAGACGUUUCCCUCUCUCCUGCAUCACCUCGUUUCUUUUUACCCACGAUGCAUUUUUAUUCCGCCACUUCUUCUGCACUAAAAAUGCCUGUUAAGUUCUUAACUAAGGGUGCACUUUAUGUAUUUUACUUACUUUUGUUGUUAACGGUUGUUGAAUCUGGAGAAAGUGGGCGUGUGAUCAGGCAGACCUCCGACCGGUGAGACUAUCAUAGACACUAUUAUUAUAUGAUUUACAAAAGCAGCGAUGAAUGACAAUAUGAAGAGCAAACAAUGUUUUUAAACCGGUGAAGAUGUAUAGACUUUCUAGCACAAGUUGUAUAUACUGACUCAGAUGUUCCACUUCGGGUCCAGCGCGGGUUUGUGAGUGAAGCAAGAUCAUAUUUAAGUAUUCCACAUCAUUAGAAAAUAUCCAUUAAAGUCCUCUAUCUCUAAAGGAGCCAGUCUAAUCCACUGGUCUUGCACACAUCUUGAAAUUAAGUCAAAUCUACUGCAACAAAAAAAAGUGUGACUGAGGUUCAGUGCUCAGAAACUCCAUAUUUGGAGUUUGGGGUGAUCGAGAAAGUGGAAGAAUAUUCAAGUUAUUUGUAUAUGUGGGAAAAGUUACGGACCAUUUGUCUGUAACGUUUUAUUUUGGUUUCUCUGAUAAAGAAUAUCUAAAGAGUUCAUUCUCAGUUUCACCUGCUACCAGAGAGAUGCCCUACUUAUCUUUACAGAAAUGAAGGUAUAAACUGUAUUAUACUUAAUUUAAGAAGACUUCUAGGUUGAGGACAUUCGAGGGUGUAUGGUUUCAAGCUGUCUAUGUAUAUUAGUUUGCUGUAAAUAGUCCGAUGCAUGUUCUAUUCUUUCCAUGAGCUCAAGCGGAAACAUGUAUAGCAGUGUUCUGACUCUGGUGUGCGACACGCGCGACGCUCGGAUCAAGAUAAGGAGACCGCUCUCCCCCCCUGAACUGUCCUUAUCAUUUUCCCUUCAACCUCACCAGACAAAAAGCAAAAGGUUUUCUUUUCUUUUAUUUUAAUGUAUUUGCUUGCUGAGCAGAGUUCUCUUGUCUGUAAAUGUGAGCUUUCAGAUCGCUGUGAUAAAAAGUUUAAUUAAAAACAAUAAAAAAGAAUGUGUUUUUAUCUCAUGAUAACUGAUUGUAAUCUGUACAGUCAAACAUAUGUAUUGGAGGAAACAAAAAAAAGAACAUAUUUAUAAAUGGUUACCAACUGAAACACGCCCUGCAUGUCAGUCAUUUAUUUUAAUGAUUAUUUGGAUCUAACAUACAGACGUCAUUUUCUUAUUUUGGAUGAUUUUGGUCCACAAAACAAACAUAUACCUCCAGUGUGUCGACAAGCUUCUGUGCAAUAUGAUGCAAUUCAAUACAACUCCAGAAUACACUGCAUUUUUAAAGCUAUUAAUGUUUAAAUCAAAGGUGUUGUUGCAUCGGAUUUCAUGAUAUCGUUAAAGAUAUACUAUGCAGGAUUUUAUCAAACAAUGUCAUCCCUCUCAAUCAUCACUUAUGACUAACUACAAGUGUGUGGUGAUGCCUUUAUCUGCAGAGACACUGCCCGUGUUUUCCAGCACAUCGUGACUCCCAACUCCUCAAAUACCGACACUUGGUCAGUUGCCCUUGGCAUCAAACUAUGACACUCCAGUUACACAUACAGCAACAGUUUUGGAUGCUCAGGGACAGAGUGUCGGUUCACGCUUGUUAAAUGCAUUCUGUCCUUUCAAGCUAAACUUGGCGUGUAGGUAAAAAACUUUUGGGGUUUUUUAGGUUUAAAAGUCAACAAAAAGUACGUGGUUAGGUUUAGAAAAGAAAUGGCUUGGCUUAAAAUAACAUGGAUUUUUUUUAAAGUAAAGUAAUGUCACAUAUGUCACUAGCAUAGUUAGUUUGCUCAUUUUCCGUAACCACUUAUCCUGUUAGGGGUCGUGGGGGGGCUGGAGCCUAUGCCAGCUGACACUGGGCGAGAGGCAGGGUUCACCCUGGACAGGUCA